Papilio polytes (common Mormon) is the source of this 2216-nucleotide messenger RNA. RefSeq lists its product as uncharacterized. Gene Ontology annotation, molecular function: hydrolase activity, hydrolyzing O-glycosyl compounds. Lineage: Eukaryota; Metazoa; Arthropoda; Insecta; Lepidoptera; Papilionidae. The record is from RefSeq and is a predicted model, not a curated record. The transcript has 9 exons. Bases 49 to 2064 code for a protein of 671 amino acids. Gene Ontology annotation, biological process: carbohydrate metabolic process.
UAGGCAUUGCGGUAAGAUGACACUAUCUCAGUCACCAGACCACAGGCGAUGGCGGCUCUAGGAAUAUUAUUAGGUCUGGCGACGCUGAGCACCCGCGCGUUCGGGGUGGCUCUGCCGUCGCGUGCAGAUGACGUCACGUUGUCCUUAGAGCCUCAGAUCACAGGCGGCUUCCAGCUCAGCCUUGAUAAAGACAAUGAGCGUACAGUAUACGGCCACAUCGGUCGCACGCUGGUCUCCACUUACACCGCGGAGGAGGUGGAGGGUGGCAUGGAGAUACACAUCGGAGGUGUCAACUUGACUGUACACACACUUUAUGAUGAUGCUUCUGAUGCUAGAGGCAUCAAGAUCAAGUGGAAUUCACUAACGCCGCUUCGACUGGAAGACUGCUUUGACUUUGGCACAAAACACUGGUACGGCGGCCCAAUGCAAGUAGAACAAGUCUACCCGAUAGAGAGUGCAAAGCAAGUGUACACGCCUUAUUUCUCUAAAGAGCAAGACAAUGGUGCCAUUGUCGAGAGAUACUGGCUCAACUCCGCCGGCGAGUACAUCUACGUUCAUCCACAAGUACCUCUCUUCGUUGACUAUAACAACAUCGCUCCCAAUCACAUCUGCUUCGGCGCACAAAUCUCUGAACCAUACUCCACUAGGAGAAACCAUAUAGAACUGAGUUACGAUCUCUGGUUCCUUCCUAACGUGAAAGAAGCCCACAAACACGCGAUAGAUAAUUAUUUAGGUAAACCAUCAGGAGUACCUGAUUAUAGGAUGGUCCAGCAUCCGAUUUGGUCUACUUGGGCGCAGUAUUCCAGAGACGUAGACCAGGAGAAAGUACUAGAGUUCGCUAAGCAGAUCAGAGGGUAUGGGUUCAGUGACUCUCAAUUAGAGAUCGACGAUCUGUGGGAGACGUGCUACGGGACGCUGGAGGUGGACGAGAGGAAGUUCCCGAACAUGACGGGUCUGGUGCGGGAACUGAAAGCGAUGGGAUUCCGCGUCACCAUUUGGAUGCAUCCCUUCAUCAAUAACAACUGCGAGCCGAUAUACACUGAGGCUUUGAACAACGGUUACCUGGUACUGGAUGAGACAGGCAAGCCAGCGACGUCUUGGUGGAACAACAACGGCUCAGUGCCCGGCUACAUCGACUUCACCAACCCCGCCGCCGCCGAGUGGUGGUACACCCGCGUCCGAAACUUGCUAGACACGUAUGACAUCGAUAGCGUCAAGUUUGAUGGAGGCGAGAGUAGCUUCACUCCACAAGUAGCUGUACAGACUGGUGAUAUUGACCUCCAGCCUCACAAUAUCGUAGAAGCAUAUGCCCGCCUUGCUGCGCGCUUCGGCGACAUGGUCGAGGUCAGAGCUGGCUUCAGAACGCAAGACCUGCCGAUAUAUGUUAGAAUGGUAGACCGAGAUUCCAUCUGGGGUUUGAACAACGGUCUAUCGACCAUCGUGACGACAGCUAUCCAGAUGAACCUGGCAGGGUACCAGCUAGUCCUGCCCGAUAUGAUCGGUGGUAACGGGUACAACCUGGACCACGAGCAGGCGGAUAUUCCUACCAAGGAGUUGUUCAUCCGCUGGGUUCAGGCAACCACCUUCCUACCUGUCAUGCAGUACUCCUACGUGCCGUGGAACUUCGAUAAUGAGACGGUGGAAAUAAGCAAGAAGUACACGGACUUGCACGCGGAGUACGCGGAUGAGAUCUACGGCGCGAUGCAGGUGGCGGUAGAGUCAGGUCGACCAGUGAACGCGCCGCUCUGGUGGAUAGACCCUGCUGAUGAAGAUGCACUAAACAUCUGGGACGAAUACCUAUUAGGUGAGAAUAUUCUGGUUGCCCCCGUGUUGGAUGAGGGCGCGACCUCCCGCGACGUGUACCUCCCCGCGGGUGUGUGGUGGGAGGAGGGAGACAGGGAACGAGAGGUGGUAGGCCCUACUUGGAUCAAGGAUUUCCCAGCUCCUUUAGAUGUGUUGCCAUACUUCGUGCGUGCUAGAGAAAUCGAACCAUCAUCCGCAGUGUCACCCGGGGUUGCCAUGUUUGCGGUAGUGUUUGCUAUUGUUGCUAACUUUUUAUUAUAAAUCUUUUUAAAAUGGUAAUGUAAGGUAAUAAAGUUAUAUUUAACUGUUAUUCAUGCAAUUCUAUUUUGUUAACUUCAACUGAUUAUUUGACCUUAUUAUUUUUUUCUGAUUAUAAUUUACCAAAGGCUCGUAAAUAAAACAUUGUUCAGUUA